CAACUCGUUGCCUCACUCGCGAUCGAACCUGCGUGCACCGGCGCGCACCCCAUGGCGCCUUCCGCGAGAAGACUUCGCCAGAAAGAGGCUGUCUGGCCCCCCUCCAUGGCGCGGUACGAACAGCUGGAGAAGCUGGGCGCCGGCAUCAACGGGGAAGUGUUCAAGGCGUGGGACACCCAGGACAAGCUGAUCGUCACCAUCAAGCGGCUCAGCGGGAGCGGCAACGACGGCUUAAUUAUUUCCGGCAUACGGGAGGUUGCGCGCGAGAGCAUGUGCCUGGGCGCGUGCCGCGGCAUCCCCUCGAUCGUGCAGCACCGCCGGACCUACGCUGACGCAUACCAAUCCGAGACCGGCGACUCCUUCAUCGUGAUGGACUACGUCGGGCGCGUCAACCUGCGCGGCUACAUGCAGCGCCGGGUCACUCGUCGUCGUCCGUUCUCUGAGGCCGAGGUGCGCCGGAUCAUGAAGCAGCUCCUGGAGGGGGCGAAGGCCAUGCACGGCCUGGGCAUCCUGCACCUGGACAUCAAACCGGAGAACGUGCUCCUCGACGACGGCACGGAGGACAGGAAGGAGAGGCCCAAGAAGGGGGCCAUCGAAGCCGAUGUUCGCGGCGAGGUCAAGGGCGGCCGCGUAAUCUACAAGAUCGGCGGUUUCGGGAUGUCCCAGAAGGAAGGGCCGGGCAAGAUCCCGCCGGAGGUGACUAUUCUGACGCCGUACAGCGCACCGGAGCUCCUGCUGCACUCGCGUGAAUACGACGAUCGCGUGGACACCUGGGGGCUCGGAUGCAUAAUGGCCGACCUCCUCUCCGGCACCGGCGCCUCCACGUUCGACGGCGAGUCAGACAUAGAGAUCAUGGCCAAAGUGUUUGGCAUCGUUGGCACGGAGGGGAUCAAGGAGUGGUCUGGAUACUCGGGGCUAGCGGCAGACCGGAAGUCGAAGCUGCCGGGUGACGGAGGCAUCAGCCGCCUCCGGCACAAGUUUCCCAAUCGCAAGCUAUCGUCGGCCGGCUUCGAGGUGCUCAGCGGGUUGCUGGAGAGCAACCCGGAGAAGCGGCUUACCGCAGCGGAGACGCUCCAGAAGCCUUGGUUCCACUUCCACAACCGACGACGUGGCAUUGCUGGUUUCUUCAAGUCGUGCGUGGUUGGAGUCGUACCGGAGAUAUAGAACUAAUUUUGGCCACUCCACAUGCUUUGCUUUUUCUUUUUUGCGUCUUCUGCAAAAAUGUACUCCCUCCUUCCCAAAAUAUAAGGCACUGUUGACAUUCUCUUUUUGUCUUCGACACACAACUUUGACUAUGAUUUCACUUAUCAUAUGUCUACAGAAUUAGUGUAAAGAUAUGUAAUAUAAAACUUGUACAUGAAUGUUGUCUGAAACCCUGAAUGUAUGCAGGUGGUUGGCCAUAAGAGUUGUCAGACGACAAACAUAGCUUUCGAAAUGAAAGAAGAUGCUAGGCCUCCAUCAUUGUAAUAAAACUUGUACAUGAACAUCCAAACAUUUAUUGAA
Molecule: messenger RNA, 1503 nt
Organism: Triticum aestivum (bread wheat)
Lineage: Eukaryota; Viridiplantae; Streptophyta; Magnoliopsida; Poales; Poaceae
Product: putative cyclin-dependent kinase F-2
Exons: 1
Coding region: 52-1164 (370 amino acids)
Biological process (GO): regulation of mitotic cell cycle; protein phosphorylation
Cellular component (GO): nucleus
Molecular function (GO): ATP binding; protein serine/threonine kinase activity
Source: RefSeq, a predicted model, not a curated record